AUUUUCUCAUUACAAAACUUAAAUAUAGCAAUUAUAAGUUUUUAUUUUGUUAUAAAUUUUAUAAAAUAAAUCGCAACAUGUUGGGAUCGAUACAUUUUCCGUUUUUUACCACCACAUCACUAAUUCCCACUCAGCUGUGUGCAUAUUGUUUAUACCAGGUGCAACAACAAAUCAUCUGUAAAUUUAACAUGGUCAAAACAAGUGCUUUAUGCAUCUUACAAUUAGAACAUUAAUUCAUUAAACUAAAAUGGAAAAAUUCAGUUUUUCUGAACUUUUAGCAUAUCAGGCUUCGAAUACAAAAAUAGUGAACUUUGAAAAUGAGCUAAGUAUCGUUUUAGAUAUUAAAAAUUACCAAAAUUUUGCUCUUAAUCGUCGUAUGUCCUCCGCUUGGCUAAAAGCUAUAAAGUAUGCCCAUCAGAGGAGUUCUAGUUCUAUUCAGCAUGCCAUUCAAUCUGCAAUUCGACUGCGUGAAGAAGGAAAUACCUUCUACAGUUCAAAAACUGGAAGCAAAUUUGAUAAUAUGAUUAAUGCUGGUCAACGAUAUACUCAAGCUAUAUUAACUGCAAUCGGAAAUACUGAGUCUUUAGCACUGGCUUAUGCCAAUCGUGCAAUGGCCUUACAGGAAUUGGAAUACUAUCAACAAGCGUACGACGAUUGUGUUUGCGCACUUGAGACAAAUCAUUAUCCAGUGAAGCUUUUACACAAAAUUAAAAUACGUCAGGCCUUUUGCGCAUAUUAUUUAAAGGAUUCUGAGAAACUAAAAAAACAUUUAGAGGAAUUGGAGAAAUGUACUCUAAAUGAAAAUUUUACUCAGAGAGUAAAAGAAUUACAGAAAGGGUUAAACAUGUUAGACGAGGAAAUCAAAAUCAAAACCGAGGAAGCCAUUAAUACGGUUGUAAAAUUUAAGGAAUCUACCGAAGUGAUUGACACCAAAGAAGCUAUCCGUGGAAGAUAUAUGAUUGCUAAAAGAGACAUAAAAACUGGAGAGGUAAUUUUUUGUGAAAGGAUCAGUUCUUUUGUACCUGUAGAAGGCUGUCAAAUAUGCCAACAAUGCGGAGUUAUAUGUCCGGGAUAUCUCUGUCGAUUAUUUGAACAAAUAGGCAUAUCCCACCUAGCCUUAAGAGUUGUACUAGAGGAUUUUCCAGCAAUAUUACCAAUGGUUUCCCAUGAAACGGACAUCUAUAAACUUUGGCAAACAUUGAUAACACCGGGAGGUUCGCUAUAUACCAAAACUGGUGUGAAUUAUAUACAGACACUACAAAUGGUUACACAUAUGCAAAAAAUGACUUUACCGAAUAAAUUAUGGUUUGCCCUAGUAGCUGAUUUAUUAGUUGUGUACCUUAAAGAUUAUACAAAUUUCUUCGCUUUUACAGACAAGACAAAGCUGAAGCAAUGUGAUUGGGAGUCCAUCGUCAGUGGUCUUAUAUUUCGGCAUAUUGGCCAGUUUAUUGUUAAUGCGCAUACUUGCUCUUCUAUUUCGCCAACAUUUUACGAUAUCAGUUCUACUGCUAACAGAUUUGGUAUUCUCCUGGUUCCUCAUAUAUGGACAAAGCCUUUCCACCUGCGACGUGGCAUCUUACAUAUGAUCAGUGAAACUAAAGAAGUAUCGGCAGCAAACCUCCCAUACCUCAGUAUCUGCAAUCAUGCCUGUGGACCUACAUUGCGACCAAAAUUCUCAGGGAGGAAUUUCUAUGCAUUAGCAGAUAACAAUAUAAAGAAAAGUGCUGAAAUUUUUAAUUGUUAUACUGUUACGUACAGAAAUUCGCUUCGAGAUAUUCGUAGGGCAUACUUAAAGGAAAUUUAUCAAUUUGAUUGCAACUGUACAUAUUGCCAAAAACCUGAUCCUGACGAAUCCUACCUAAAAUACCAUGUAUAUAAAUGCAGAAAUCCAAAAUGUGGUGAAAAGUUUGUGCCAACCGCUAAUCAAGACGUUUCAGCAGCUCUUCAUUGGUGGCGGCUAGAAAACGGAGGAUUAUCGUGCACGAUCUGCUCUGAGGAACAGAAUGUUGAAUGGCUUAUAAAAUUUACAAAGUUAUUAGAAAAUGCCAAUUACGUACAAAAUCGUUUAGAACUGUUCCGUAUUUAUGACAUGGUCGAUGGUUUUCUGAUGAAUUUUCAUUCAUUAAAGAUGGAAAUGGGAAAUGAUUUAAUGAAAAUGUUUAUUAAAUCUUAUAAUGCUGGCGUAAUAUUUUCUGCAUUCGAGUUGAGCAAAUUAGUGACUGUUCUCAAUUUUUGCCAAAGAGGCACUAUUGAUCGAUGGGGUUUACAGUCCAUUGAGUACGUUACUAAAAUGUCUGUUAUGUGGGAUUUAAUAGCUGUUGGACUAUAUCAAUGCACGCAAUUAGAAUUAAUAACAAUGUUGAAAGCACUUGAUGUAAUAUCGGAUGAAUAUAAACAAGUUUUUUUGAAUUAUUAUAACGAUUACCUUUGAAAUAAAUAAAAAACAAAAAUUAUUUUGAAAA
This is a messenger RNA of Bactrocera oleae (olive fruit fly), 2462 nucleotides long. RefSeq names its product SET and MYND domain containing, class 4, member 1 (gene Smyd4-1). Lineage: Eukaryota; Metazoa; Arthropoda; Insecta; Diptera; Tephritidae. Gene Ontology annotation, molecular function: histone deacetylase binding. Gene Ontology annotation, cellular component: cytoplasm; nucleus. The record is from RefSeq and is a predicted model, not a curated record.